ACUCUUACUGUGAAAAGGUACGUACUUCCGGUUUAAAUGCUACGCUUCAUGUUUUCAUUUUAUGAGAAAAAAAUAAAAAGGAGAUUUACGGUAGUAAAGGUCGGCCAUAUUUCUCGCGUUUUGGUUGAAAGCGAAACUCGAGAAUCGGUGAAGUUUCACAAUUUCCGUUUGGUCGUUUUACCGUUAAAACAAGUUUAAAAGGAGCGCGCAGCUACGAGUUCAUCAGCCUCCUCUUUAGUGUAGACGUGUUGGUGGUGACUUAGUGAAUAAAGAGUUUCUGAUCUGAGGAGCAGCUAUGAGUUCAUCAGCCGGUGGAUUAGUCGUCUUCCUUCUCUCUGUACAAGUGAUACAGAGUCAGGAUGGAUGGGGAGUGACUUACUAUCAGACUGAGAUCUGUGCUGCAAAAGGAUCAACUCUAUAUAUAAGCUGUGCCUACACACACCCACCUGGAAUAAAUCCCUCUGAUAUAAAGGACAGAUUCUGGUUCAUUGAAGAGAAAGAUGGUGAACCUGUGGAUCUGAGGAGAGACUCUGAGUAUUCAGGCCGUGUGGAGGAUGAAUGUUAUGAGAAGAGAUGCUAUCUGAUCAUCAGAAACCUGAGAGAGAGCGACUCAGCUGAGUACAAAUUCACAUUCAGGACAAACAAAGGAGAGAAAUAUACUGGUUCACCUGGAGUCACUUUGUCUGUCACAGACUCAGGUCUCCAGGUGCAGGUGAGCAGAUCAAAUUCUACCUGGUUGGAGCUGACGUGUCACAGCAGCUGUGAUCUGUCUCAUCGUGCUGAAUACGACUGGUCCAAGAAUGAAGAGAUCAUCCAGACAGGAUCUUCUCUUCUAGUCUCCUCUGGUUCUACAGACAGAUAUUCCUGUUUUUUAAGUGGAUAUUGGGAUCAAGGUUCUCCUGAAGUGUAUGGUCCACGGCGUCCCUCUGUGUCAGUGAGUUCCUCUGCUGAGAUGAUGGAGGGUGGUUCAGUGACUCUGACCUGUAGCGCUGAUGCUAACCCAGCAGCUAGCUACACCUGGUACAAGGAGAAUGGAACUUCAGACCCUCAUCUUCUCAGUGAAGAACCUCAGCUGGUCUUCAGCUCCAUCCAGUCCUCUGACUCUGGAAGGUAUUCCUGUGCAGCUGAGAACCAGCUGGGGAGGAAGAGGUCUGACUUCAUCUCUAUCGAUGUGAAAUGUGAGUGA
Molecule: messenger RNA, 1186 nt
Organism: Pungitius pungitius (ninespine stickleback)
Lineage: Eukaryota; Metazoa; Chordata; Actinopteri; Perciformes; Gasterosteidae
Product: sialic acid-binding Ig-like lectin 14
Exons: 4
Coding region: 296-1186 (296 amino acids)
Source: RefSeq, a predicted model, not a curated record